This is a messenger RNA of Cyclospora cayetanensis, 2109 nucleotides long. RefSeq lists its product as uncharacterized. The record is from RefSeq and is a predicted model, not a curated record. The coding region runs from base 1 to 2109 and encodes 702 amino acids. Gene Ontology annotation, biological process: ribosome biogenesis. NCBI's taxonomy places the organism in Eukaryota, Apicomplexa, Conoidasida, Eucoccidiorida, Eimeriidae. Gene Ontology annotation, cellular component: nucleolus; small-subunit processome; Noc4p-Nop14p complex. The transcript has a single exon.
AUGACGGAAGACAGACUUGUGUCUGUUCGUUGCUCUUCUACCGGUUUUGCAGCUAAAGUUCAAGAUCUCGUGGCUGCUUGCCAAGCUGCUACGGACGCCAAGAUCCUUUUGGAGAAUUGCGAGAACCUCUUCAGGCUACUGAGGGACAAAAAGAUAGAACUCAAGGCCCCCUUCCUCGCAUCCUGCGCUGCUGCCGCUUCUGCGGGGGGUGAUGGGCAUCAAAAAGGCUUCCUGCAAUGGUUGCAGCAGUCUUAUCAAGUCUUUAUUUCUAUUGUAUUCGAGCUGCUUGCAUCUUCAGAGCCCCAUGUUCAACGCCUUGGCCUCGCAUACCUGUUUCGGAUCGUCAAGCACGAAUCCGAAGUGCACAAGUCUGCUGUUUUCCCGCUUUCUGCAUUUCAGUUUCUCGUAGCCAGGCUUCUGCAGUCAGACGGCUUCUCAGAUUAUGUGCAGGAGCUGUUGGUGGAGGAGUACGUGACUAGGUACCUCGAUAUUCGCUACUAUUUACUCGUUGUCACCGGCAAGAUUUUACGAGAGUUUGUGAACAGGAAGUUGGAUACAAACAGAAACAUUGCUGCCCGUACACUACAACAGCGACAUCGAGCUAGCGGAUCUGACUCAGAUGAGGCGACCGACGAAGUAGAACCUCCCAGCGUAAAUGAAAGCAGCCAUGACAAUGCAGCGUCGUCUCAGGGCUGCGAAUGGUUUGUUUGGACAAAAGGCGAAGCCGAGCUGAGCAAAAGGAUGACAUCUCUGCUGCUGCGGCUUUCAAAGUGCUUAUCUGAUGCUGAUCAGAUGGUAUCCCUACGAGGAAAACGGAAAGCUGGUGGCCCUCCGCCUGCAUCGCGCAGUAGCGACACGGACACCGAGGUAGAAGAGGAGGUAAAAGCACCUUACAGCGACGAUGAAAAAGCUGCUUCCUCCCAUUCAAAGACGUUCAUCGAGGGUUUGGGGAGUUCGAAGGCGUUGGAGAUGAGCAAUCAUCGACUUGCAUAUCAGAAUACCUGGCUGUCGCUGUUGCUGAAUGUGGAGCAUGAUACGAGCACGACACAGCGACUAUUGGUUCGCGUUCCUCGCACGGUUUUCCCCUUUCUAUCGAAUCCUCUUCUCCUUGCUGACUUCUACCUUAAAGCAUUCAACGAAGCCAAUCGUAUUUCCAUUCGCAUUUCAGCUCUCUCGGGUUUGUUUUAUCUCCUGACGAAACACCGAUUGGGCAACCCAGACGUGCUUGAGAGCACACAAGGAAGUGCUCCCGUCCCUGCUCUAGACGAGACGGAGUCAGCAGGGGCGGCUGGCGCACAUUUUUAUCAGCGGCUUUUCAGGCUUAUCACCCCCGCAGCUUUUGCUCCUCGCCUGCGAGUUCGUUUCCUCCGUCUUUUAAACAUGGCAUUGAGGAGUGAUCUCCUGCCUACGUGCCUUGUGGCUGCGUUUAUAAAGAAAUGCAGCCGAGUUGCAUGUCUUGUGCCCCCACCGGCAACACUCUGCCUAGAGGCCCUCGUAUUGUCUCUCCUGCAGAAGUACCACACCACCUGCAAACCCCUGCUGAGCGUGCCCGAAUCCGUUUCCUCCCAGCUGAGAGUGCAGGGCGACAGCUUUGAUUAUAGUACGCUGGUUGUCAGACAGCAGGGCGGACAGAAAGCCGGACACCCUUCCUUCUCUUCUGACGAGGAUGAGGUGCAGAAGAAAGUGAGCGAAGGGACUCCAGUGUUGGAGUUGGUGAGCCGGGCGGUCCCCAAGAUCAUGCAAAUAAGCAAGGAAGAGAUACAGCCCCUAACAAGGAAGGAGGCGCGCAUGUCUUUGUGGGAAGUUGACAUUUUAAGAAAACACUCUCUUAAAUCAGUGCAGCAACUAGCAGAGCUCUUUGCUGCUGAUUUUAUCAACCCGUCGGCAAAGAAGGUCGCUCUGGAUGAUUUUCUUGACCUGACAACGGGUAGCCUCCUGGCCAGAGAGUUCAAGGCACUCAACAAAUCCACGGCAACCCCUGUGCCCCUUGCAUACACGUCAGUUUCAGCCGUGCCUCCUUGUGGUGCGGGACCUGGAGGGCCCCCCCCCGAUGUCCCACAGUUGUACGCCGCAUGUAUGAACUUGGCAAAACAAAAGUGUGAGCUGUAG